GGACUGAUCAACAGUUGCAGUCGAUUUACCCACCAGCUAAAACCCAAUUCACAAAAUGUUCAAAUUCAUUGCCUUCUUUGCCUGCUUGGCCGUGGCAGCAGCUGCUCCAGGACUGAUUGCUCAGACGCACUCAAUUGUACAGCCAGCUGCUUACAUUGAUACCAGCGCAUCAUCCGCCAUUACCCAUCAGAGUAAUGUUAAUCUGGUACGAAAAAUACCUGUCGCUCCACUGGUCCACGCUGCUCCUCUUCCGGUUCCCGCUGCUGUGGUCAAGACUGUAGUGCCUGCCGUUGCCGCUGUACCCGUAGUUAAGGCAGUACACGCUGCUCCAGUCUUGCACUCGGCACCUAUUAUUAGCACAUAUGCCGUUGCCACGCCCGUGGUCCAUAGUGCUUAUCCGGUUGUCCAUUCAGUGCCCUUGGUCAAAACAGUGGCAGCGGUCGCUCCCGUUACACACUAUACAGCAAUCCAUAAGUAAAUCGAUUUGAAAUCUUGUUGACCCGAACUACAAAAUAAAACUACUUCCAAUACAUUACAAAUCAA
Drosophila willistoni is the source of this 543-nucleotide messenger RNA. Its product is annotated as cuticle protein 19.8. Bases 56 to 478 code for a protein of 140 amino acids. Lineage: Eukaryota; Metazoa; Arthropoda; Insecta; Diptera; Drosophilidae. The transcript is spliced from 2 exons. The record is from RefSeq and is a predicted model, not a curated record.